UUUCUCUUGCAUCCAUCUCUCCUCUCCCACUCCCAUUCCCACGAGCUCAAACAGCAGCAUGUCGUUGGCGACGGACUGCGGCCAGCACGGAGGGUGCAAGCGACGUCGCAAGGUCUACCUCAUCUCGGCCGGGAUCCUGGCCUUCAUCAUACUGAACCUCCUCAUCAUCCUCAUCAUCUGGCUCGCCCUCCGCCCCACCAAGCCCAAGUUCUACCUCCAGGACGCCUCCGUCUACGCCUUCAACGUCUCCUCCCCGGACAACCUCCUCUCCACCACCAUCCGAGUAACCAUCUCCACCCGCAACCCCAACGCCCGCGUCGGCAUCUACUACGACCGCGUCGACGUCUUCACCUCCUAUAAGUACCAGCAGAUCACCCCCGCCACCGCCAUCCCUCCCUUUUACCAGGGCCAGAACGACGUCGACCUCUGGUCACCGUUCCUCUACGCCGUCUGCGUCCCGGUGGCGCCCCACCUCGCCGAGGCUAUCGCCCAGGACCAGUCGUCCGGCUUCCUCCUAGUCCACGUCAAGAUCGAGGGCCGGAUCCGGUGGAAGAUGGGUUUCUGGGUCUCCGGUCACCACGACCUCUUCGUCACGUGCCCGGCCUUUCUUUCUCGCGAGUCCGGGAAGGGCAUCAAGUUCCAGCAGAUCUCCACGUGCAGCGUCGACGUCUGAUAAUAUAUAUUUACAUGUAUCUCCUUUUCUGAAAUCGGAACUUUGUAAAAGUAGCUCAUUAUGGUCAUCAAGGUCCCGGGGAAUUUCUCCCA
Messenger RNA from Elaeis guineensis (African oil palm), 765 nucleotides. RefSeq names its product NDR1/HIN1-like protein 12. The record is from RefSeq and is a predicted model, not a curated record. NCBI's taxonomy places the organism in Eukaryota, Viridiplantae, Streptophyta, Magnoliopsida, Arecales, Arecaceae. Gene Ontology annotation, biological process: defense response to other organism. Gene Ontology annotation, cellular component: plasma membrane; plasmodesma.